GCAUUUCUCUCCCCAUAACCUGGAAACGAAGCUGGAGGAGUAAAUAACAGCGGCUGUAUUUACACCGAGGAGGCUGCGGGGAGGCAGGUGGGAUCGAGCAGCCCGGCAGGACGGAGCCUCGGACGGGACGCCUCCAGCCCCGACUGACCUGGAUGUGGAUCCGAAAGGCCGAAUCUGGCUUCAUUUGACAGAUAGAGGCAGGGGAUGGUGGCGGCGGCUGCAGCCGCACCGGCGAUCGCAACAACAACCUCCUCCUUGAAACCGAACAGCUCUCCUGUUGGCCUGGAAAAUGAAGGGACGCUCAGCUGGAUUCGGGAGCGGCUGAAUUCGGCUGCGCUCCGCUGUGCAGGACGGAAAACAGCGGAAAACAAUGUUGUUAGCCAGUUAGCUAACGUUAGCCCAGCUAGCUGCUAGUUCACCCCCGUCAAGUUAGUGGGCUGAGUUAGCCUCCCUCAAUAACUAACUCAGCCCACUAAUUUAAAUACACACACACGCACGACAGCCUGGUUAGUUCGCUGUGCUCGGAGAGAGUCGCCGGGCGGCAGGGUUUAGCCGGUGACACGCCUCUUGAUUUUCGGAGUUUUCCCCCAGCUUUUCUUGCUAGCUUGGCUAACCAGCUGUGGUGUCACUGCAAUCUGCUGCUGGCUGCACGAGUCUGAGCCGCUCUCCUCCGGGGCUGGCCGGCGGACCACCACCAUGGCUCAAGAAGCGUUUCCUCUGCAUUUUCUGGUGUGGAACAAUCAGUAUCUGGAGCUCGACCGGGAGCUGCAGAAGAAAGAGCAGGAUGUGGAGAGGCUGGAUCCGAGGGGGCGCACCCCGCUGGAGCUGGCCGUGUGUCUGGGCCACCUGGAGUCCACCCGGGUGCUGCUGAGGCACGGCGGAGACCCGACACACUGCAACGCACAGGGCUGGACCAUCUUGCAGGAGGCGGUGAGCACAGGAGACCCCGAGCUGGUCCAGCUGGUGCUUCAGUACAGAGACUUCAAGCGUGCCACAGAGAGACUGGCAGGCAUCCCUGAGCUGCUCAGCAAACUGAGACAGGCACGAGACUUUUAUGUGGAGAUGAAGUGGGAGUUCACCAGCUGGGUGCCCCUGGUGUCCAAGGUGUGCCCCAGUGACGUCUACCGGGUGUGGAAGAGCGGCUCGUGCCUCCGCGUGGACACCACUCUCCUGGGCUUCGAACACAUGACUUGGCUUAAAGGGCGACGCAGCUAUAUUUUCAAGGGCGGAGACGACGGGGCGGUGGUCAUGGAGGUGGACCACGAGAAGCAGGUGGUUUACACGGAGCCGCUCGUGCUGUCGCCCCGUGAUGCGCCCUCCCUGCUGGCAGCAAUGCAGCCGUCGCAGGAGAACACGGCCCAGAGACUCACCUCGCCCAUCGUCUCCACCCACCUCAACACACGCAACAUUGCCUUUGAGCGGAACAAGUCGGGAAUCUGGGGCUGGCGCUCGGAGAAGAGCGAGGUCGUCAGCGGGUAUGAAGCCAAGGUUUACAGUGCUACCAACGUGGAGCUGGUGACUCGCUCGAGGACCGAGCAUCUGUCAGACCAGGACAAGUCAAGAAGCAAAGGCUCGAAGACUCCUCUGCAGUCUUUCCUGGGGAUUGCUGAGCAGCACACAGCUCACAAUGGGAGCAACGUGUCCCAGUGCGCCAGUCCUCACAACCCCACAGCCAUCACUGCUGAGGAGUACUUCAACCCGGAGUUCAACCUGAACGGCCGCGACAUCGGCCGUCCCGUCGAGCUCACCAGCAAAGUCCAGAGGUUUAAAGCGACGCUGUGGCUGAGUGAAAGCCACCCUCUCUCCCUGGCUGAGCAGGUGACGCCCAUCAUCGACCUGAUGGCCAUCUCCAACGCGCACUUUGCCAAGCUGCGGGACUUCAUCACCCUGCGCCUGCCCCCGGGCUUUCCUGUCAAGAUAGAAAUUCCUCUGUUUCAUGUGCUGAACGCCAGAGUGACGUUCAGUAACUUGUGCGGCUGCGACGAGCCGGUCAGCUCUGUGACGGUUCACAAACCCGAGAGCCCGGACGAAGCCGGUCAAUCUCCUCCUCCCUUCCACUGCGAGGUGGACCCGUCGGUGUUCGAGCCUCCUCCGGACUACACCACGCUCGGCCCCGGCCGCAGUGAGCCGAUGAGGGACGAGGACGACAACCUGCUGCAGUUCGCCAUCCAGCAGAGUCUGUUGGACGCAGGCACAGAGAGCGACCAGGUGACCAUCUGGGAGGCUCUGACAAACAGCCGCCCGGUGCCUCAGUCGCCACUGUACGAGGAAGACUCUCAGCUGGAGAGGGCGAUCCAGGAGUCUCUGUCCAUCUCGCUGGCCAGCAGAGAGGGAGAAGACAUGGCCGACCCCAGCCAGCCGUCCUCCGUCUCGCCGCUGGAUCCCACCGCCAACUCGCCGCUUUCCUACAACGCAGUGACCGACCCGCGGUUGUCCGGACAUUUUGGUGUGGCGACCAGCUUUGACGAACAGCUGCGCAUUGCGAUGGAGCUCUCCUGUCGGGAGCAGGAGGAGAUGGACAGGAAGCAGAAGGAGGAAGAGGAGGAGCUGGAGAGGAUCCUGCAGCUGUCACUCACCGAGAAGUAAUGUACCACCCACACGAGCAGCGGAGGCGGGUCUCCAUCGGGGAACAAUCAUCUUAAUUUAUUCAGUUUUAUUUUUUAAAAAUCCUGAGAUGUUAAGUUAUUACAGAUGUUUUAUUUGACUUUCUUGCACGGAGGCUGCUACGACGGAGUGUAAAGAGCCAGGAGAGAAACAGCGGAGAGAGGUACGAACGUACAGGAGGACAAAAGGGAGACAGAGAGUCUUUGUGUUUCUUUUUUAUUGAAUAUUUUUCAGUCUUGCUGUCUUUAAUAAGUAAUGAAUGAUCCUUAAACUUUAAACCUAUAACAUGAACCAUAAUAAUUAUUAAGCAUAAGAAAAAAAAACAAUCUUAAUGAUAUCUUAUUAAAA
Messenger RNA from Salarias fasciatus (jewelled blenny), 2952 nucleotides. It is a transcript of the gene ankrd13d, whose product is annotated as ankyrin repeat domain 13 family, member D. Gene Ontology annotation, cellular component: cytoplasm. The coding region runs from base 697 to 2586 and encodes 629 amino acids. NCBI's taxonomy places the organism in Eukaryota, Metazoa, Chordata, Actinopteri, Blenniiformes, Blenniidae. The transcript has 16 exons. Gene Ontology annotation, molecular function: protein binding. The record is from RefSeq and is a predicted model, not a curated record.